AAGACCAACGCCCCGGUCCACAUCGACGUGGGGGGUCACAUGUACACCAGCAGCCUGGCCACGCUCACCAAGUACCCAGAGUCCAGAAUCAGCCGCCUGUUCAACGGCACGGAGCCCAUCGUUCUGGACAGUCUGAAGCAGCACUACUUCAUCGACCGGGACGGGGAGAUCUUCCGCUACAUUCUCAGCUUCCUGCGCACCUGCAGACUGCUCCUCCCUGAGGACUUCAAGGACGGGCGCAGCAUGUCCCGGAUGUCUCUGAGCAGGUCCCCGGUGUCUCCCAUGAGCACCCAGGGCAUCCCCUCCCCGGCCCAGCUCACCAAGACCAACGCCCCGGUCCACAUCGACGUGGGGGGUCACAUGUACACCAGCAGCCUGGCCACGCUCACCAAGUACCCAGAGUCCAGAAUCAGCCGCCUGUUCAACGGCACGGAGCCCAUCGUUCUGGACAGUCUGAAGCAGCACUACUUCAUCGACCGGGACGGGGAGAUCUUCCGCUACAUUCUCAGCUUCCUGCGCACCUGCAGACUGCUCCUCCCUGAGGACUUCAAGGAUUUCCUGCAGCUCUACGAGGAGGCCCGCUACUACCAGCUGACGCCCAUGGUGCGUGAGCUGGAGCGCUGGCAGGUGGAGCGCGAGGCACAGCGGACGGCGCCGGUGGAGUGCCUUGUGGUCCGUGUGUCCCCCGACCUGGGCGAGAGGAUCGCCCUCAGCGGGGAGAAGGUGCUCAUCGAGGAGAUCUUCCCCGAGACGGGCGACGUCAUGUGCAACUCGGUGAACGCCGGCUGGAACCAGGACCCCACGCACGUCAUCCGCUUCCCCCUCAACGGCUACUGCCGGCUCAACUCUGUGCAGGUGCUGGAGAGGUUGUUCCAGAAGGGCUUCACGAUGAAGGGGUCGUGCGGCGGCGGCGUGGACUCCUCCCAGUUCAGCGAGUACGUCAUGUGUCGCGACCUCAUCCGGAGCCAGUCCAUCACCAGCACGCCCAUCCGGAUCAAACAGGAACCACUGGACUAGACCACGCCAACACACGGCGUAGACAGAGCCCAGCCCCGAGACCGUUGGUGGGAUCGAAACAUCCUCAGUCGCGCUGGGAGGGAAGGAACGUUAACGGCAACACAGAGUCUGGGGUCUCAGACCAACAGACUCAAACCAGACGCAGACAAAGGAAGACUGAAACAGGACUUGGGACUUUAGACUUUCUUGAGACUUUGCCAUACUGAAUGAAAUGAGCAAUGUUAAGUUCAGUUUGAACUGAACAGCUUCCACUGUGAUUCUGAUGGCGAAGUUGACGACUUUAUUUUGAAGGUUUGAAAAAUCAGAAGACAAAGGUUGGAUAAAAAAAAAUAAAGAAGCUGGUAGUCUGUAGAUAGAUAGCCGGUCCAUUUUAAAACGUAAAUAAAAAACGUCAACCUCAAUGGAUUAAAUACCAUUUUGUUAUACGUGUCAGACUGCGUUUUGAUACCAACACAAAGAUCAGGGCGCAUGGUGGAAGAAAAUGAUCGAAAACCUAAUUUGUACCUGGUGGCACCAAACCUGUAAUAUAAUUUGUUCUUUUUAUAAACUAUUUUGGAAAAAAAGUGAUGUAUAUUUAAUGUAUUUGUUAUCUUUGUGUCAGGAUCCUUGUUUUGUACAGUUUAAUUGAU
This is a messenger RNA of Gadus chalcogrammus (walleye pollock), 1646 nucleotides long. Its product is annotated as BTB/POZ domain-containing protein kctd15. Gene Ontology annotation, molecular function: protein binding. The transcript has 6 exons. Lineage: Eukaryota; Metazoa; Chordata; Actinopteri; Gadiformes; Gadidae. The record is from RefSeq and is a predicted model, not a curated record. Gene Ontology annotation, biological process: protein homooligomerization. The coding region runs from base 40 to 1017 and encodes 325 amino acids.